AUUGUCAACUGUCAAGCAAGAGUCGACGUACAAUUUUUACAAAUAAAUAUGACUGUGUCUAUUAAUAUGAAUGAGAAUAAGUAUAUUUUAAUUUAAGUAAUAUCGUAUAAACACGCCAGAAAAAGAAAACAUAAAUAAAAAACAACGUAUAAUAUAUGUGUACAGUUCGAAUGUAAUGAAUAAUUAUUUAUAAAAUGGUAAUAUUACUUCUACUGCAUAUUAACUAAAUUUUUAAGUUAAAGUCGUCAGUCGUCGUAAGUAUUUCAAUAUUAUUUUACUCUGAAGGAAGUUAUAUUAAAAAUUUAAACAUGAAUAACUACUGAAGAAACUCUGUGAAGAACUAUUACGAAUAUUUAAGAAGUAUCGAAAUGACAAAUAGAGAGUUAUUGCAAGAAUAUUCUGACUCUAUAAAAAGACUUAAAAAGGAGAGUGCUGAUAUAGGCAUAAAUGGUGAAGAAUUUAGGAAAAUGUAUUUUGAAAGUCUUAAUGAUUUAGAUGAAAACCUACAUUUAAACCAACGCCAAAGUUUCUUUAAAAAAUACAAAUUCCUUAUAGCCUUUUUUAUAAUAAUAUUAUUUGCCAUAUAUAACUUCAAAUGUGUAUAUAGUUACAUAAUAUGCAAUGUACAAGAAUAUAUUUACCCAGGACUAAGGUUAUUAAGAAAAAUUUCUAUUCCGUUCCUGUCACUAUUUCCUGCAUUGACUGAUUUAUACCAAGAAACAUGUUUGAUACAAAAUCCAUUUUUUACUGUUGUGGACAUGGAUUGCUGGCCGUGUAGUACAGUAAACAAUAUAGGUGAAGUUUUCAAUCCACAACCAAUUCAUAAAGAACAGACUGCUCCUUUUAUUUAUAAGACUGAGCAACCACAAAUUGAUGUUAAUAAAUUGAAAGGUUUAUAUAUAAAAAAUAAAGACCUGUUUGAUAAAGAAAGUUCAAAAGUUCUUACAAAUAAUAAGUAUUAUGAAACACCUAAAGACAUUUUUGAUUCAGAUAUAUUAAAAGAAAAUCUUUAUAUUUGGAAAUUCAAUAACUUCAAUGUCGCAAGGAUACUUCGCCAAAUCAUUGCAAGGCCAAAAAUUGUUCCAAAGUUUGGUCAAAGCACAGAGAGAUUUAUUAUAAUAGAUUCUAAACAUGAUACAUUUCAUAUACCAGAUACGGAAUGUAACUUUGCUUUUCUGCUAGUGCUGAGUGGUACAAGAAUUAUCAAUUUGCAGCCAGCAGAAGAAUGCAAACAUCAGUGCAAAUCCUUUAAAAUGAAAUUAAAGAAAUCCUAUUUAUUGUGGUACAAUUGGUGGUACUGGAGACCAUCAGUUCAACUGACACAAGGCAAUGAGACCUUUAUAGCACAUGUUGGCUCCUAUUGUUAAUUAUUUUAUAAAUAAACACUGACUUGGAAUGUUA
Molecule: messenger RNA, 1401 nt
Organism: Nymphalis io (European peacock)
Lineage: Eukaryota; Metazoa; Arthropoda; Insecta; Lepidoptera; Nymphalidae
Exons: 5
Coding region: 369-1367 (332 amino acids)
Source: RefSeq, a predicted model, not a curated record